GAGAACUGGCAAAUUUUUGGAGAAGAAACGUAAAAUAUUAGGAUCGUGAGGCUGUCAGAAUCCUCACCCUGGGUAAAACAACAUCUGAGCCUGAGCGAUGGUACUAAAGUGUCCGCCAUGGAAGGACAGUGGGAGUUCUUCGUGUCCAGUGCAAAAGAUAAGGCAGACAGUCAUACUCAAGCAGCGAGGUUCUGGAACGGAAUGGACACGUUUUUUGGACUUUCUCUAAUUUUUUUGUCAGCAAGUACAACGGCAUUGGCGCUUCUUGAUGGAGUUCCAAAAGAAGUCGUCGCGGGAGUUGGAGCUGCAACAACAAUGGUAGCAGCCUCGGCGUCUUUUCUCAAAGCCGCUGACCGCCGAAAACUUCACGAAAAAACUGCGAGCAAAUUCCGAUCGUUGAUGAUUAAAAUGAUCAGCUGUGAAACUGAAAGUGAUUAUGAGAAAUAUUGGGCGGAUUUUAACCGAGAGAUUAUGGACGAACCUAUGGUGCCAAAGAAGUUUGCUAAAAAGUUCAAAAUGAGACUUAUCAUGACUCCUGAAUUACGAGAGGUUGUUGACGAAAAAGAAGAAGUAAUUGCCUUGCUAGAAAACAAGAAACUACAAGAACAAGAGGCAGUCGAAAAAGCAGCGGAAAGGCUGGCCGAAAAGUCGGAAAGCAGCAGUUCUCCAAAGAAAGAUAAAUGGCAAAGCAUCCUUGAAAUCCCAGAAAUUGCCACUAUGUCCCAGGCAAUGUUCAGAGACCGCUUAAAUCGCUCUGCCCAGGCCAACGUCUGAGAUAUGAGAAGCAGUUUCUACACUUCACAAUUUCAAAGUGAUUCUUUGUAUCGACUAGUAUUUCGAGU
Messenger RNA from Dendronephthya gigantea, 842 nucleotides. RefSeq lists its product as uncharacterized. The transcript has 4 exons. NCBI's taxonomy places the organism in Eukaryota, Metazoa, Cnidaria, Anthozoa, Malacalcyonacea, Nephtheidae. The coding region runs from base 118 to 774 and encodes 218 amino acids. The record is from RefSeq and is a predicted model, not a curated record.